Molecule: messenger RNA, 2189 nt
Organism: Camelus dromedarius (Arabian camel)
Lineage: Eukaryota; Metazoa; Chordata; Mammalia; Artiodactyla; Camelidae
Gene: PLP1
Product: proteolipid protein 1
Exons: 7
Coding region: 158-991 (277 amino acids)
Biological process (GO): central nervous system myelination; axon development
Cellular component (GO): plasma membrane; myelin sheath
Molecular function (GO): structural constituent of myelin sheath
Source: RefSeq, a predicted model, not a curated record
CCUUUUCAUUGCAGGAGAAGAGGACAAAGAUACUCAGAGAGAAAAAGUAAAGGACCGAAGAAGGAGACUGGAGAGAGCAGGAUCCUUCCAGCUGAACAAAGUCAGCCGCAAAGCAGCCUAGCCAGCCGGCUACAAUUGGAGGCCGAGUCCCAAAGACAUGGGCUUGUUAGAGUGCUGUGCGAGAUGUCUCGUAGGGGCCCCCUUUGCUUCCCUGGUGGCCACUGGAUUGUGUUUCUUUGGAGUGGCACUGUUCUGUGGCUGUGGACAUGAAGCACUCACUGGCACAGAAAAGCUCAUUGAGACUUAUUUCUCCAAAAACUACCAGGACUAUGAGUAUCUCAUCAAUGUGAUCCAUGCCUUCCAGUAUGUCAUCUAUGGAACUGCCUCUUUCUUCUUCCUUUAUGGGGCCCUCCUGCUGGCUGAGGGCUUCUACACCACCGGCGCAGUCAGGCAGAUCUUUGGCGACUACAAGACCACCAUCUGCGGCAAGGGCCUGAGUGCAACGGUAACAGGGGGCCAGAAGGGGAGGGGUUCCAGAGGCCAACAUCAAGCUCAUUCUUUGGAGCGGGUGUGUCAUUGUUUGGGAAAAUGGCUAGGACAUCCCGACAAGUUUGUGGGCAUCACCUAUGCCCUGACCGUUGUGUGGCUCCUGGUGUUUGCCUGCUCUGCUGUGCCUGUGUACAUUUACUUCAACACCUGGACCACCUGCCAGUCUAUUGCCUUCCCCAGCAAGACCUCUGCCAGUAUAGGCAGUCUCUGUGCUGAUGCCAGAAUGUAUGGUGUUCUCCCAUGGAAUGCUUUCCCUGGCAAGGUGUGUGGCUCCAACCUUCUGUCCAUCUGCAAAACAGCCGAGUUCCAAAUGACCUUCCACCUGUUUAUUGCUGCAUUUGUAGGGGCUGCAGCCACACUGGUUUCCCUGCUCACUUUCAUGAUUGCUGCCACUUACAACUUUGCUGUCCUGAAACUCAUGGGCCGAGGCACCAAGUUCUGAUCACCUGUAGAAAUUUCCCUUUCUCUAAUAGCGAGGCUCUAACCACACAGCCUACAAUGCUGCGUCUCCUGUGUUAACUCUUUGCCUUUGCCACUGACUGGCCCUCUUCUUACUUGACGAGUGUAACAAGAAAGGAGAGUCUUGUGGUGAUUAAUGUCUCUCUGUGGACUCUCCCCUCUUAUGUACCUCUUUUAGUCAUUUUGCUUCACAGCUGGUUCCUGCUAGAAAUGGGAAAUGCUUAAGAUGGUGACUCCCCAACUGCAAGUCACAAAGAAACGGAGGCUCUAAUUCAAUGUUCAAGCAUCUCCUGAGGACCAGGAAGUGUUUUCUUCUCAAAGGGCACUUCCACUGAUGGAAACAAAGUGGAAAGAAAGAUGCUCAGGUAGAGAGAAGGGAUGUACCUGGCCCCUUUGCCACCUUGAGGCCCAAAUGUAUUCUCGUUGGUGUACAAAACAGAGGACUCCCUCCUGUUUCCCUAUUACCAUUGAAGAGAGAAGAAAAAAAAAGAAUACCAGCAAAACAAUAAAAGCAUUUGCCCAAAUCUACCUAUUGCAGCUGGGAGAAGGGGGUCAAAGCAAGGAUCUUUCACCCAUAGAAAGAGAGCACUGACCCCGAUGGCAAUGGACUAUUUAAGCCCUAACUCAGCCAACCUUACUUAUAGCAGAAGGGAGCGUAGUGUCUGUGUAGACGAAGGGGGCACCUGGCCUUAUACCUCGUUAGAGAAGAGAAACAGGGUGUUGUCAGCAUCUUCUCACUCCCUUCUCCUUGAUAACAGCUACCAUGACAACCUUGUGGUUUCCAAGGAGCUGAGGCUAGAGAGAAACUAGCUCGUAUGAAAAAAGACUGGCUUAGAAGAGCAGCAGUUGCCAGUGGCUAACGGUGUAAACUGAGCCAGCCCUCUGGUAGACACAGGAUAGAUAACUCUUUGGAUAGCAUGUCUUUUUCUGUUAAUUAGUUGUGUACUUUGGCCUCUGUCAUAUCUUCACAAUGGUGCUCUUUUCAUGGGGUAUUAUCCAUUCAGUCACAGCAGGUGAUUUGAAGAUCUUGAUUUGUUUCAGAAGGAUGCACAUUGUCACAUUUUCCAGUUUGUCUAUCACUUGUUUGGGGUUGUACCAUAAAGGUCUGGAGGAUGAUUCUUUGACUAUGAUUCUUUAACAAAUGAAAAUUGGACAUUAAACAUCACAAAUGAUAUGGAAAA